Molecule: messenger RNA, 374 nt
Organism: Micromonas pusilla CCMP1545
Lineage: Eukaryota; Viridiplantae; Chlorophyta; Mamiellophyceae; Mamiellales; Mamiellaceae
Exons: 3
Coding region: 1-351 (116 amino acids)
Cellular component (GO): cytoplasm; nucleus
Molecular function (GO): protein-folding chaperone binding; protein folding chaperone
Source: RefSeq, a predicted model, not a curated record
AUGCCUCGAGGAGGCGGGGACGAGGACGACCUCUACGCCGUCCUGGGCGUGCCCCCGGACGCGUCCGCGGACGCGAUCCGCAAGGCGUAUCGUAAAGCCGCGGUGAAGUGGCACCCGGACAAGAACCCGGGGAACCAAGAGCAAGCGGAGUCGAUGUUCAAGCGCGUCGCCGCGGCGUACGAGAUCCUGUGCGACGACUCGAAGCGCGCGGCGUACGACCGGUACGGCAUGGCGGGUUCUACCACGACCCGUUCGAGGUCUUCCGCCACGCGUUCGGAGGCCGCGAUCCGUUCGUCGGCGGCGGAGGCGGCGGGUACAGCAAGAGCGUGUCGUCCUCGACGACCAUCGUGAACGGGCAGCGCGUGACGAAGACG